This is a messenger RNA of Naegleria fowleri, 3258 nucleotides long. RefSeq lists its product as uncharacterized. The coding region runs from base 1 to 3258 and encodes 1085 amino acids. NCBI's taxonomy places the organism in Eukaryota, Heterolobosea, Eutetramitea, Acrasida, Naegleriidae. The record is from RefSeq and is a predicted model, not a curated record. The transcript has a single exon.
AUGAGUGCAACACUCGCACGAAAACCACUGCAAGAUAUUUCCAAUAAGGUUCAUCAACAUCGGAAGAAUAGUGUCGUUCAAAGCAUGGAAGAUCGAAAGAAAAAUUCCCAACUCUCUGCAAACAGAAAGUCGAUGCUUGAGGGCGACGAACCUGUUGCCUUCAACACUCCAGGGUCAUUCGGGUCGUUGGCUUCCGAACUGGAAGAAUUAUCAGAUUUAAACGAGUUUUAUGAAGAUGUGUCCUUUGAAUUGAAUGAAAAGAUGAGCAAAUCAUUAGAAAGGGAACUGGAAAAGAAUGCUAAAUUGGAACUGCAGUCAGAACGAGAUCGAAAACAAAUAACAGAGUUACUCUCCGAAAAUAAGGCUUUGAAUGCGACCAUCGAACAAUUAAAACAAAAAGCAGCCACCAAAACCGAAUCAGAGUUGAGAAAUCAAUUGAAGGCCAUGAGCGAUAAAAUAGGUAAACUUGAGAAGCGUCUCGAAGUUGAAACCCAACAGAAAGAAAAGCUUAAUGCCAUGCUAAUCAAGAGAGAGAGCGAAAAAGCAAAAGCCAAUUCUGUGAUAGAGGACACAACAGCAAAGAUAACCAAGAAGUUUCAGGAACAAAUCAGCUUGAAGGAUGAAAAGAUUGAGAGGUUGACCAAAGAUAUCGAAAAAGAAAGGAAAUCCAAGCAGGAGUGUGAGUUGAAACUUUCUGAAAUUCAAAAACAGAUUGAUGAUUUGAGGCUAAAAUAUACACACACAAGUGAAGAAUUAGAAACGUCGAACAAACUUGUAGAGAUCUUAGAUGCAAAGUUGAAAAUUUCUAAUGACCGGUGCAAAGAUUUGGAGGAGCAACGAAAGCAAGGCGAGCUUAAACGCGAAGAGGAAAGCUCAGAGCUUCUUGCAUUGCGUGAAGAAAUGAGCCAUCUCUGUGAGUCAGUCCUUAAGGAAAAGCUUGAGUGUGAAAAGAAAUCUCAAGAGAUUUCAAAACUCUCGUCAACACAAGAAAAGCUGGAGACAGAAAACGACAAACUUUCUCAAAAUAUCCGAGCCUUAGAAGCAGAGAAUACCGAGCUGAAAAAUUUGGUUGAAAAACUUGAACAUCAAAUCGAUGAGAUGGGCAACGAAAUUGAUAAUUCGACCAAGGAAUUCCAAGAGAUAAAAGACUCCUUUUCGAAACGAGUAGAGGAACUAGAGCAACAGUUGGCAAUGAAAGAGGAGGAAGUGAGCGAAAUGAGGCAAAAAGAGGAGAGAACAAUGUUCCAAUUGAAAGAAUUGGACAUAUUUGUGGAGCGUACAAAAAAGAAGAUCGAGAAGGAGAGAGAGAGAACAAAAGAGGCUGAAGAAAGAGCAAAUUCAGAGGCAGCCAAGGCCAUGCAAAUGAUUAAUAGAAAUAACUCAUUGCUGAAGAAGUUAGAUGCUCUCACUAAAAGCAAUUAUGAAAUGGCUGAUGAAAUCAAAGAUAAAGAAGAUUUGCUGAUACGUUUUAAGAACUACACGGAAGAGGUCGAGGCAUCGUUAGCAAAGAAAGAUUCUGAACUGGGAGAAGCAGUUCAAAGGUUGAAUGUCACACAUGAAGAAUUGCAAAAGGAGAAAGUAAAAUCGGAGAGAACAUGGAAAGAAUUGGAAGAGUCUGUUAAAAUGCUUAACCAACUUCAAAAUGAAAAGGAGAGUAUGGAGAAAAAGAACAGUCAUGCAAGGGAAGUUUUGGAAAUGAAGCUUUCGAACAAAGUCUCCAUGCUCGAGAAGAAGUGUGACUAUCUUAGAAAGCUAAACGAAAUGUCCACGCAACCAGAAUCUGACCAGAUUAAUGAGUUGAAACUAGUAAUUGAAAAAGUUACAAAAGAAAAUGACAAGCUUUCUGAACGUGCCACCGAUUUGGAAAUUUCCAUAUCCACGAACGAAUGCGAGAUGUUGAAGCAUUUGGAGAAAAUUCGUCAACUUGAAGAUCUAUUGAACAAUCAAGCAAAUAUGCAGUCCGCCUCAUUGAAGCCUACCGAUCUCAAGAAACGUCUUAUCAGCGUCGAAAAGUCACUUGAUGAAAUUUUGAUUGAGCUAUCAAUUGAAGGAAUCACCAUCAGCCAACUCUCACCUCGAGAAAAGGCAGUAAUAAUUUUAGAGAAAUUUAAUGACCUUAAGAAGGAAUGUGCCUCAUUGAUAAGUGUUAGAGACCAACAGCAAGCUGAAGUGCAACGUUUAAAAGAAUCGAAGGAAAAGACAGAGAAGCAAAUGAUGAUGUUGAAGGACUCUCUCACCUCCGAGGUUUUGGAAAGAAACGAAGAAUGUGUCAAGGAUUUGCAAGAGAGUUGUGAAAAUCUGUACAGAAAAAUCAACUCGGUUCUCGAAGAGAAGGAAUUCUCAAACUCAUCAGAACACCAUGUGGAUACAAAACUUUUGGACGAGUUGUUAGAGCUUGUGAUUUCCAUUCAAGUGAACAUGAAAAAGGUUAAAGUCCACUUCAACCAAGUGGACACUCUUCAAAGAGUGAUUGAAACACAAGAUAUAUUCAACAAGGAUUUCGUUCUUUUGUGUGGAGAACUCGAGAACAGAGUUAGAUCCCUCGUUGAAGAAAGAGACACCUUAAUCACUGCACAACUUCAACAAAAGGAUAAGGCUGUUUCUUCUGCAGUGAAGAAGAAGCUUGAUAAGUUAAUGUACAGACAUGUAGUGGUUCAAACAGAGCCCUCUUCGGUUGAAGAACAAGAGAUCCAAACUGUUUGCCACCUCGAAACGGAUGCAGCAGAGAGAGAAAAUCCCUCUGCAGAUUCUCUCUAUCAGGAGCAUGAAUCUCUUAAACAAAAGUAUCAGAAAUUAUUAGGCACUUGUCACAAAUACAAGAAGCUCAUGCUCAAGUUUACUCAAUUACAUGCAAAGGAAAAGAAUAGAGAAAAUUUGAAUCCAGAAGAACAUCACCACGAUCUUGAACCCAUCAAUUUAUCAAACUACUCCAAUCAUCAAGAAGAACAAGCUUCUGAAAACAACCAAGAGCAAGUGCCAUUGAUUCAUGCAUCCCUUCACAAACCUCUUCCUUCCAUGAAAUCAAUGUCACCCUCUCACUCUUCUCAUGCUUUGGAUCGUUCGAUGGACACUGGUCGAUCGAGCCCAGCUCAUUCUGUCAAUUCGGUUCGUUCCGUCUCCACCACCUUAAGUAUGGCGAGUGAAAAAAGCAGUUCUCUCUCCUCUAUUUCUGCAAAGAUCAAAAAGAAUGUUGCCACAGUCAAGGCAAAUUCAUAUCUGUCGAGUCACAUGAUGAUGAAUAAGAGCAAGGUCAAAUAA